Messenger RNA from Neltuma alba, 1762 nucleotides. RefSeq names its product homogentisate 1,2-dioxygenase. The record is from RefSeq and is a predicted model, not a curated record. Gene Ontology annotation, biological process: L-phenylalanine catabolic process. NCBI's taxonomy places the organism in Eukaryota, Viridiplantae, Streptophyta, Magnoliopsida, Fabales, Fabaceae. The transcript has 9 exons. Bases 149 to 1555 code for a protein of 468 amino acids. Gene Ontology annotation, cellular component: cytoplasm. Gene Ontology annotation, molecular function: homogentisate 1,2-dioxygenase activity.
CUUGUUGGCCAUUUUACGACUCUCAUCCUCCGUCACCCCCCGUUGUGUCGUCGUCACCACCGCGUCCAUCCUCUUUUGCACUGCACAAAUGGCAUCUUCCUAUUAAUCCAACAUCGAAGCACGUACGAUUGGGUCGUAUCGGAAUCACAUGGGGCACCAGAGUAGUGAUCCUGAUGCCUCCCUCGCUGGCGAUGACUUCCGCUUUGACUACCUCUCCGGCUUCGGCAAUCACUUUUCCUCCGAGGCACUCGCCGGAGCUCUUCCUCCUGACCAGAACAGUCCUCUCAUUUGCCCCUAUGGCCUCUACGCCGAGCAAAUCUCUGGUACCUCUUUCACCUCCCCUCGCAACCUCAAUCUCCGCAGUUGGCUUUAUCGGGUCAAGCCUUCGGUGACCCACGAACCGUUUAAGCCUCGGGUCCCAUCGAAUGGGAGACUCUUGAGUGAGUUCAAUCAGUCGAACAGUUCUGCAAACCCGACUCAGCUCCGGUGGAAACCCGUGGAUAUACCCGAUUCACCCAAGGAUUUUGUGGAUGGGCUGUUCACGAUUUGUGGUGCUGGCAGCUCAUUCCUACGUCAUGGAUAUGCUAUACACAUGUACACUGCCAACAAGUCCAUGGACAAUUGUGCUUUUUGCAACGCUGAUGGCGACUUCCUUGUAGUUCCUCAAAAAGGAAGGCUCUUAAUCAUGACUGAAUGUGGAAGAUUAGAGGUUUCCCCUGGUGAACUAGCUGUAUUACCUCAAGGGUUUCGUUUUGCUGUUUCUCUGCCUGAUGGUCCAUCCCGUGGAUAUGUUGCUGAGAUUUUUGGUGCUCAUUUUCAGCUUCCUGAGCUUGGACCCAUAGGUGCUAACGGCCUCGCUGCUCCAAGGGAUUUCCUCGUUCCUACAGCAUGGUUUGAAGACAAUUCCUAUCCUGGCUACGCUAUCAUACAAAAGUUUGGUGGUGAACUAUUUGUUGCAGUACAAGAUUUCUCUCCAUUCAAUGUUGUUGCUUGGCAUGGUAACUAUGUUCCAUAUAAGUAUGAUCUAAGCAAAUUUUGCCCAUACAACACUGUUCUGUUCGAUCAUAGUGACCCUUCAAUAUUUACUGUUUUGACUGCACCAACUGAUAAGCCCGGAGUGGCACUGCUUGAUUUUGUCAUCUUCCCACCUAGGUGGCUGGUUGCUGAGCACACAUUCCGGCCUCCAUAUUAUCAUCGCAAUUGCAUGAGUGAAUUUAUGGGCCUUAUUUAUGGUGGUUAUGAGGCAAAGGUUGAUGGCUUUCUCCCUGGUGGUGCAAGUCUCCACAGCUGCAUGACUCCUCAUGGUCCUGAUACUAAGUCAUACGAGGCUACCAUCGAUCGUGGGAAGGAUGUAGGACCUCAGAAAAUCACGAACACAAUGGCUUUUAUGUUUGAAUCGAGUUUAAUACCUCGUAUAUGUAGAUGGGCUCUGGAAUCUCCAUUCAUAGAUCAUGAUUACUACCAGUGUUGGAUUGGCCUGAAAUCUCAUUUCACACUUCAUCGCGCAACAGAUCGUGAAGCAACCUCCUUGCAGAAUGGACAUGAUGAGAAGUAAGAAAAAUGCUUGCAGGUGAUUGUGAUCUAAAAUAGAGAAGAAUAAAGAGGAGGCAGAUUCAGUAUUUGCCUUCGUUGUGUACAUAUUUUAAUGUACAGGAUGCCCAAUAUCCGUCUAUCGUAAUCUUUACCGGUGACAUAAAGAAUAUGUGUGGCUUUGUCUGUGUAGAAUAUAAAUAAAUAAAUAAUAUAUUUUCUUAAGGUAAAA